This is a messenger RNA of Linnemannia hyalina, 564 nucleotides long. Lineage: Eukaryota; Fungi; Mortierellomycota; Mortierellomycetes; Mortierellales; Mortierellaceae. The record is from the annotation of a GenBank genome assembly.
AUGGAAAGAGGACACAGCAUCGGUUCAACAGCCUCCUCCUCGGACGACUCAACCUCGCUCGACAGAGGCAGUGUUACCUCCGGCAUCCCAUCCUCCUUUGCAUCGGCCCAUCAUCAACACCAGUCCAGCAACGACUCCAACUCUUCCCCAUCUACUCCCGGAGGUGGAACACUCGGUCGCAACUCGACUUCUUCCGACCGCGACUCCCACCGUGACUCCAUCUCUCUCAGGCCCACCUUUAUGCAAAAGUUCCGUCCAGCAGUGGCGACAAAGUUCAUGCAACAGAUCCUUCAGACACACCUCCAACACAAGGUCUACAAUGCCGACGAAGCACAACGGAUGUCUAAACUUAUCGCAGAGGAAGUCAAGGCCAAACUCAUCGAAUUGGACUUGGGACGGUACAAGUAUGUGGUCAAUGUGGUUCUGGGCGAGAACUUGGGCGAAGGCGCAAGGAUGGACGCUCGAUGCUAUUGGGACCAGGAAUCCGACGGCUCUGCACAAGCAUUCUUCACCAACGACACGUUGUGGUGUGCUGCUGUUGCGUUUGCAGUCUUCUACUACUAG